CGACUGACCAUGUGGUGUGAUGUCGCAAUUGUUAUCCACAUACGUUUUGACGUCGACUGUUCGAAUUGUCGUCGCGUAACGUUGUACGACUCGGAGUACGCGACCUCCCUUAUUUUGACAAAUGUCAUCGAGCCUGCCAGAGAGGAUAAUUGA
Molecule: messenger RNA, 153 nt
Organism: Serpula lacrymans var. lacrymans S7.9
Lineage: Eukaryota; Fungi; Basidiomycota; Agaricomycetes; Boletales; Serpulaceae
Exons: 1
Source: RefSeq, a predicted model, not a curated record